CCCCCUUUUAUGCUUUUUUAAAUUUUUAUAUUUUUAUAAGGGAGAGAGAGAGAAAAUAAGGCGUACUUUCAACUACAUAUCCCAUGAUGCACCAAAACAACAUGUGAGUUUUGUUACCGGGUCAUUCCCAUAAGAACGACACAUUUUUAUGAGGGAAACUCAGAGAAGAUGAUGGGAAUUAAACUUUUUAGUUAUAUUCCGGGUUUGUUGGUGCAGCUGAGAUGAUAUUUUAAGUAGCGUCUGCACCCCUGCCGGGAUGGAUCUUGGGAAGGCAAAGCUGCUCAGGACCGGUCUCAACACUCUGCACCAAGCCAUCCACCCCGUGCACGGAAUCGCAUGGACAGACGGCAAGCAGGUCUGCCUGACGGCGCUGUACUUCGUCAACGGUGAGGUGAAGUUUGGCGACACCAACGUUAUCGGGCAGUUUGAGCACGUCUUCGGGCUGUUCUGGGGCCCCCUCUGCUGCUCGGACUCCCCCGCGCUGUUGGCCGUGCAGCACAAGAAGCACAUUACAGUGUGGCAGCUGCAGCUCAGUGCCCUUGAGCAGAACAAGCUGCUGUGCACACAGACCUGCGAGAUGAGCGAACCUUUCCCUCUGCUGUCCCAGGGCUGCGUCUGGCAUCCCAAACUGGACAUUCUGGCCGUUCUGACCAAGAAAGACGCUUCGGUUUUGUUUUCGGUGCGGGUGGACAACAGGCGGAUCAAAGCGGACGUCAGAGGCGGCGGACUCAUUCACUGCGCUUGCUGGACCAAGGACGGGACGCGGCUGGUGGUGGCCAUCGGCAGUGCUCUGCAUUCCUACAUUUGGAAUGACAUCCAGAAGAGUCUGGCGGCGUGCUCCUUUUGCCCCGUCUUUGACAUUGGGGGCUACAUCUGUGCGAUUGAAGCCACAGGAGAGGCUCAGGUGGCAGUGGCCACAGAGCUGCCUCUUGAUAAAAUAUGUGGGUUCAAUGCCGGAAUAGCUUUUGACCUGCCCACUGAUGCAGAGCCCCUGCAGAGCCAGGGCUCACAUGUGCUCAUGUCCGACGACGACGGCGUUUUGGACUCUCGGAGGAGAUCUUUUGAGUCGGAGAGAUCCUACAUCCCCAGUUCGAGCGCCCUGGACCUCACCCACCUCCUGGCGAGGCACCGUCGAUCUGACCCCAGCCCGCUCAUCCACCUGCGUCGCCGGGACACCGUGACCGGCUCUGGUCAGGACUGCUCCCACCUCGUACUGGUGACCUUCGAGCGAAAGGUCACCACCACGCGCAAAGUCAGCAUUCCCGGCAUCUUGGUCCCCGACAUCGUUGCUUUCGAUCCGCGCGCCUCCACCGUGGCGGUGGCGUCCAACAGCUGCAACAUGGUGCUGGUGUACUCCAUCACUGCCUCUGCCAUGCCCAACAUCCAGCAGAUCUCCCUGCAGCAAAACGACCGGCCCAAAGGGGUCUGCUUCCUCAGCGACAAGGUGCUGCUGCUGAUGGUGGGCAGGCAGAAGUCCAACGAUCCCGCUUUUCUCCCGUCCUCCAAUACCGAUAAAUACAUCCUUCGUAUUAUUGCAAAAGAGUUGAUGAACGAAGGAGGGAGGGCCAUGACGCCGUCCUCCCCCGCUCACAACAACGAGCCUUCCUCUAAUUUCUGCGCAGGGAUUAGGAGACACUCGGAGCACCUGCCAAAGGAUGACAGGGAGCGUCCGGGGAUAAAGGACUUGGUGUUACCAGGAAGGGGGGUAGUUUGUUCACCGGGCAACAGGCGCAGGCUGGUGGAGGAGGUGAGGAGCAGCGAGGCCAGCCCCGUCACCAGCUCCGUGGACUUUUCCGACCGCCCAGACAGAGCCCCGUCCAGCGCCUCCUUCGCUGUGGACAGUUUUGACAUGGACCCCGUCAACCACAUGGCCAGCCUGGCUGUGGCCGGCCAGGCCAGCAGAGACUCCAGCCGGGCCAGCUCUCCUCGCUUCGAGCCGCCCGACAAGAGACAGACGGAACCGGCUCCGCCCCUGCCCGAGAAGGCGGCGGCGAACCCGGCCAGGGAGCGCGGGCUGGACCAGCUGGUUCUCAACAUGGAGAGGCUUUUUACACGCUUUGCAGAUGUGCAGCAGUGCCUGACGGAUAUCAGAGAUUCCACGCAGAAUGGAAAGAAGAGCCCGAGCGUCUACCCCGGCGCCAACGAACCCCCGUAUCUCAACGUUACGUGUCAGAAGCAGCUCUCAGAAAACGUGUUCAUCGACGAGAGGCGGCCCGUGCUGCUGUGCGACGGGAAGCUGAGCCUGCGCGUCCUCCAGGACCUUUUCAACCUGGCUGUGGUGGAGAUGAUGUAUGGUCCGCUGUGGGUUGUCCUGGUGGCCGAUGCAGAUGGCUUUGUGCCUCUGACGUUCAAACCCAAAGAUGAACUGACGGUGAGAAACGGGAAGAGAAAAGCAGCUCUGCGACCUCCGGGGAGUCCGGAGAACUCGUGCCCCUCCAGUCCCGCGCCCCACCAAAGCCCCGCCGCAGCCUCAGAGAUCUCCACGUAGGGAGCCGCCACUCAGAACUCCGCCAAGAACUUUGAAGCCCCAAAUAAUCAGGAGACGAGCCCCCUUUUUCAGGUGGAAGCUUCACAUGUUGUUGCUUGGGACUAAAGGAAAGAACAGUGUUUUUAUGAAAAAUGUCAUGCAGUAAAUUUGCCCUUAACAAAAACCAGAACACGUUUCAUGAAUGUUUUUUUUUUUUUUUUUUAAAUCUAUCAAAUGUUCUUGUGUUCUGACUGGAUAGAGGUCAGUCACUGCACCACAGCAGUUUCUUACAAAAACACCCGGUUUUGUAUUUUUAGGAUUUUACGUUGAAGCUAAAUGUCAUAUUUUACUGUCGUUUGAUAAUAAAAUCUAAGAAAUGAAUAA
Oryzias latipes (Japanese medaka) is the source of this 2851-nucleotide messenger RNA. RefSeq names its product WD repeat and coiled coil containing (gene wdcp). Gene Ontology annotation, molecular function: kinase binding. The record is from RefSeq and is a predicted model, not a curated record. NCBI's taxonomy places the organism in Eukaryota, Metazoa, Chordata, Actinopteri, Beloniformes, Adrianichthyidae.